Messenger RNA from Uranotaenia lowii, 1252 nucleotides. It is a transcript of the gene mRpL3, whose product is annotated as 39S ribosomal protein L3, mitochondrial. The record is from RefSeq and is a predicted model, not a curated record. Gene Ontology annotation, cellular component: ribosome; mitochondrial large ribosomal subunit. Lineage: Eukaryota; Metazoa; Arthropoda; Insecta; Diptera; Culicidae. Gene Ontology annotation, biological process: translation. The coding region runs from base 95 to 1222 and encodes 375 amino acids. Gene Ontology annotation, molecular function: structural constituent of ribosome. The transcript is spliced from 5 exons.
AAAUACAUUUUGUUUUGAUUUUGUGCCGCACAGUUUUCCAUGCGACAAUUUUCUUUCUCUGGAAUCGGUUAUCUGCAUGAAAAUUAGUUAAAAGAUGAUUGCUUCGGUGUUUAAUUCGUUAGGUUUAUUACAGCGAAACCUCGUUCUUACCGGUUUGCACCAAGUGCGUAGCAAAAAUUAUCUCAACAGACCUCGAUUACGAAACCCGAUUUGGUUCGUCAAGAAGGAACGCACGCUGCACGAUGAUCAUUUAACGCCGGAGAACAAAACAUUUGUCAAAGAAGUGCUCCACAGCAAAUUUGGUCCACCAGCCAUUAUCAAAGGGGUACUUACAUACGAUCAGAAAAACGAUAUCAGCAGUUCUCUCAUCAAUACCGAGGAACUUCCACCAGUUCAGUGGCAACCCGGCCUCAAACGAACCGGAGUGAUCGCGCGGAAGAUUGGCCAGUAUCCGCUGUGGAAGAAAGACGGAACCAAGAUUAGAACCACUUUGUUGCAGAUAAUAGACAAUCAUGUCGUCAAAUACAUACCACCAGAGGAAUUCAAACCUGCCCAGGAGCCAAGGCAGAGACGCAACUGGCGUAAACCAUACGGUUGUUUGAUGGUGGGAGCCCAAAGUAUGGACCCUUCUCUGUUGACCAAGGAGUAUUGUGGCCUGUUCAAAGAUUCUGGCGUAAUGCCCAAGCAACACCUGUGUAGGUUCAUAGUUUCACCAGAAGCUAGGCUACUUCCGGGUACACCUCUAAAUGUGACACAUUUCCGGGUUGGAGAUUAUGUGGAUGUUCGUGGAAAAACGGUUGAUCAUGGCUUCCAGGGUGUAGUUAAGCGUCACGGUUUUAAGGGUAUGCCAGCAUCACACGGUGUAACCAAGACCCAUCGAAAACCUGGAAACAUCGGAGCAGGUGGCAACAAAGCCCGUGUUUGGCCGGGAACGAGACUCCCAGGGCAUAUGGGUAACAGAUGGCGAGUCCUUAGAGGGCUCAAGAUAUGGCGUAUCAAUACCAAGUACAACGUCAUGUGGGUUCAGAGCGGAAACAUAGCCGGCGAUACUAACGGGCUCGUUUAUAUCUAUGAUACUAUCCUGCCACUGAGGAAAUACCAAGAAGCUCCAGCAUUUCCAACGUAUCUGCAGACCGAAAAUGAUUCAUAUGCCGAUGAGGAUAUAUGGCAUGAAGAAAUUCAUAAUUUCAAACAUGGUUCUAUAACAUUUAAAGAAGAAUAAAUCCCAAUUUAACAGGCUGUUCUUUAGUAA